GUUCGCAUCUCCAUCCCCGCCCCGGGAGCGCCGGGCUGAGCAGCGCUGCGAGGCACCGCCAGCCCCGGAACCGCCGGGCUGAGCGACCCUCCUGAGCAUCGCCCGACCCGGAACCGCCGGGCUGAGCAACACUGCCCGACACCGCCAGCUCCGGAACCGCCGGGCUGAGCAACCCUCCUGGGCAUCGCCAGCCCCGGAACCGCCGGGCUGAGCAGGGCUGCCCGGUACCGCUGGUCCCGGAACCGCCGGGCUGAGCAACCCUCCCGAGCAUCGCCCGACCCGGAGCCGCCGCCGCCGCCGGAGCGCCCCGCCGGUCCCGCCGAUGGCACCGCGCUGCCGCCGCCAAGCUGACCAGGUGCCCUGAAGCUCUGGGGCUGGCUUCUCCCAGGCUCAGCAGGAUGAUGCCAGCAGCCCCAGAGCCAGCCCUGCCCCUCACCCUGCUGAUGUGACCGAGCUCUGCUGGGACCUGUGGCACUGAGGCUGGCACUGAGGCAGUGGCUGGUGGCCCCUGCAGUGUCCCUGCUGCCCAAAGAUGAGUGAUGGCACGUGGAUCUCGCUCAGCCCCACCGAGUUUGCCCAGCUCCAGCAGUACACAGACUACUCCACCAAGAAGCUGAAGGAUGUUCUGGAGGAGUUCCACGGGGACGGUGUCCUCUCGAGGUACAACCCCGAACAGCCCAUCGACUACGAGGGCUUCUGCCUCUUCAUGAAGACCUACCUGGAGGCUGAUGUGCCUGAGGAGCUUUGCCAGCACCUCUUCACUUCCUUCAAGCGUAAGAUCUGCCCAGCCUCCCCCGAGAGCCAGCAGCAGAGCCCUGGAGUGUCCCAGCACAGCAGCCUGGGGAUCAAUGGGAAAACCCUUCGGAGUGCUCUGGGCCGACACACUCCCGAGCCCAAGGGCUGCCACAGCAACUCAGCUGAGCCCCAGCCAGCAUCCCUCACCCUGGCAUCCAUCCCCAAUGCCUCCCCCAGCUGGUCCAGAUCAUCCUCCCAGAAAUCCACCGCUGGCACCACUUCUGCUCACAACUCCUCGGGCUCUUCCAAGGUCUCCUCCGGGUCUCUGCUCAACCCUCAGUCACCAGGCACAAGGAGCCUGGAGAAGAGGCUGCCCUUCAGCCUGCGGAAAGGCUCCAGCUCCCUGAAGGCCACCCCUCCUCCUCCUCCCACCCCCGUGGCCCAGGUGGUGCACCUGAAGGACAUUGUCUGCUACCUGUCCCUGCUGGAGAGGGGACGAGCAGAGGACAAGCUGGAGUUUAUGUUCCGCCUCUACGACACCGAUGGGAACGGCCUCCUGGACAGCUCGGAGCUGGAUCGGAUCAUCAACCAGAUGGUGCACGUGGCUGAGUACCUGGAGUGGGACUCCACCGAGCUGAAGCCUAUCCUGAAGGCGAUGAUGGAGGAGAUCGACUACAACCACGAUGGGACUGUGACGCUGGAGGAGUGGAUCCGGGGUGGCAUGACCACCAUCCCCUUGCUGGUCCUCCUGGGCAUGGAGACAAACGUGAAAGAUGAUGGGCAGCAUGCCUGGAGGCUGAAGCACUUCAAGAAACCUGCCUACUGCAACUUCUGCCGCACCAUGCUGCUGGGGGUCCGCAAGCAGGGCCUCUGCUGCUCCUUCUGCAAGUACACGGUCCACGAGAGGUGUGUGUCCAAAGACAUCGCUUCCUGCAUCAGCACCUACGUUAAAUCCAAGAAAAACACAAGUGUGAUGCAGCACACCUGGAUCGAGGGCAACUCGCCUGCCAAGUGUGACAGGUGUCACAAGAGCAUCAAGUGCUACCAGGGCAUCACUGGCCUGCACUGUGUCUGGUGCCAGAUCACGCUCCACAACAAGUGUGCCUCCCAUGUGAAGCCAGAGUGUGAUGGGGGCCCGCUGCGGGACCACAUCUUGCUCCCAUCCUACAUCUGCCCAGUUGUCCUGGACAGGCAGUCCCACUGCCGGCGCUCCGAGAGCGACUCCCCUGCCAGCACCAGCCCCGAGGACAGCCAGGCCUUCAAGUUCAACUCCACCACAGUGGAUGGGCAAGGGCUGCAGAUCAGCCCUCAGCCCGGGACCCACCCGCUGCUCGUGUUUGUGAACCCCAAGAGUGGAGGAAGGCAAGGGGAGCGGGUGCUCCGGAAGUUUCACUACCUGCUCAACCCACGCCAAGUGUACAACCUGGACCGUGGCGGGCCCACGCCAGGGCUGAACUUCUUUCGGGACACCCCGGAUUUCCGUGUGCUGGCCUGUGGAGGGGAUGGCACCGUGGGUUGGAUCCUGGACUGCAUAGAUAAGGCGAACCUGGUGAAGCACCCCCCGGUGGCCGUCCUGCCCCUGGGGACCGGCAAUGACCUCGCUCGGUGCCUGCGCUGGGGAGGAGGCUAUGAAGGAGGAAACCUGAUGAAGGUGCUGAAGGACAUAGAGCACAGCACGGAGGUGAUGCUGGACCGCUGGCACAUCGACAUCAUUCCCACUGACAGGGAGGCCAACGGGGAUCCUGUCCCAUCCACCAUCAUCAACAACUACUUCUCCAUUGGGGUGGAUGCCUCCAUCGCCCACCGCUUCCACAUCAUGAGAGAAAAGCACCCUGAGAAGUUCAACAGCAGGAUGAAGAACAAGCUGUGGUACUUUGAAUUUGGGACAUCAGAGACCUUUGCAGCCACCUGCAAGAAGCUCCAUGACUAUGUUGAGGUUGAGUGUGAUGGGACCCUGCUGGACCUGAGCACCACAUCCCUGGAGGGCAUUGCUGUGCUCAACAUCCCCAGCAUGUACGGGGGCUCCAACCUCUGGGGAGAGACCAAGAAGCAGCGUGGCUACAACAGGCUGGGCAAGAAGGUGCCAGAGAAGGUGCCAGGCACGGUGGUCACCGAUGCCAAGGAGCUGAAGUUCUGCGUGCAAGACCUCAGCGAUCACCUCCUGGAGGUGGUGGGGCUGGAAGGCGCCAUGGAAAUGGGGCAGAUCUACACGGGGCUGAAGAGCGCGGGGAAGAGGCUGGCCCAGUGCUCCUCCGUCAUCAUCAGGACGUCCAAGCUGCUGCCCAUGCAGGUGGAUGGGGAGCCCUGGAUGCAGCCCUCCUGCACCGUCAAAAUUACCCAUAAAAGCCAGGUGCCCAUGCUGCUGGGCCCCCCCCAGAAGAGCAGCUUCUUUUUCCUGAGGAGGAGGAACCGAACUCGGGAUUAAAGCAUCACCCAAGGAUCCACAGCCUGGAGCACUCAGCAUCCCAGGCACCUGGGGGUUAUUUAUCCUGGGAAGGUCUUGUAGGCUCCUUCCUGAUCACCAGAAGCAUCCUCUCAAGCUGGGAUGGAAGAAGGGGGAGAAGGCAGGCUGGAGCAGUGAGCACAUUUGCUGGAGCAGCACUAGGACUGGGAUUUUGGUUUUUUUCCUCCCUUUAUUUAAAUUCCCUCCAGCCAAGCUGCCAGUGAAUGUGCUCCUGAGGCAGCACUGAGCUCCACUUAUUUAUUUAUCCUCCUCCUGAAGACCACUUGAUGUCUCCCUGCAGUGGCUUUCUGUCCCCCAGUCCUUGCAAUGGGAGGGAUUAUUUAUUUCUUUAGCCCAGAGGAGCCACCUCAGGCACUCACCUCUGGGCUGUGGGGUUUGAGAGAGAUGCAAAGAACCAUUGCUGCCAGCCCGGGGGGACAGGCUGGGGACAGACAGUAAACAGGGACAAGCCAGGGGUGGAUGAGAGGAGACUGUGUUUUUACAGGGAAAUGGCAAAAAAAGGGAUUUUGGGGAAGCAGCCCCAGCUCUGGGCUUUGUGAUCGUAUUUAUCUAUUUAUUUAGCAAACUUUGGACAAAAAAGGGACUCUGGGGGUCGCCUUUUUAGGAGCCCAGAUUGGACACAGACACAACCUCCCCUCUCUGCUGGCUGUCCUCCAUGGCAUAUCCUCCUUCCACAUGGACUUUUCCUCUCUCCUAAAUCCUGCCAGCCUGUCCUGGGGGCUGGAGGCCCUGGGGACAGACAUCCAGAAACUCUUCUCACUUGAAGGUGUCCCCAGCACCUUUUACAAUCCCCCAGUGUGCUGUGCCAGGCUGGUGCUCUCCCUGGGCUGCAGGGAGCGGGGCAGGGUGGCUGCACCUCCCUUUCUGUAGGGCCAGCUCUCCCACAGCCCUCUCCAAACCCAGGAAGCCUCACAGAUGCUGCCAGCUGGGGCCCACUGGGAUGCACAGGCUGGUGUUGGUGGCAUCCCCCAUGGACGGGCAGAGCAGGGGGUGCAGUUUCUCUCCAGAAUGCACAGGGACCAAAAGGCAGAUGAAUGCAAGGAGUUUGUGGUGGUCUGAAUGCACUCCCAGGGGCCAAGGGCAAGGGCUGCUGGUUGCUUCUGCAGUCACCCAGUGCCUCCAGCAGCAGGCCUGCAUGCAGGAUACAGCCACAUCCUGAAUUAAACCUGCCCCCAGGCAGCUCCCUCGGGCUGCUGGAGUGCCCCGUGGGUGUCACUGCAGGCAGGAAAAUUCCUGCUUGUCCCCACAGUGUCCCUGCCACAGGGCUGGGACAAGUCCCCCUGUCCUCCCCAGUGCCCACUCAGCCCCUCUGAUGCUGCAGGGCCCCGUUCAGCAGCAUUCUCUGGCAGAGGGUGCUGCCAUCACUGGUCCAGAGUGGCUGGAAGGGACCUGCUGGUGACCUGUGACACAGGCAGGCGUCACCACAGUGCAUCAAUCCACCCUCCUCCUCCUCCUCCUCCUCCUCCUCCUUGUCCCCCUGGGCAGCUGUUUAUGAGUAGCCAGGUGAAAGCAGAUGGAGCAAGGCCAAACAAAGCCCAGCUGCCUCCACCUCCCCAGUGCACUGCCAAGGGCAGCAGUGCCUCGCAGCCCCACACUUGGGGAGGGUGACAAAACCACCUCAGCCAUCUCCAGAGCUCUGCCAGCAGGAGGGUGACAAUCUGUGGGAUGGCAGCACACCAGGUCAACAGGUUUGGUUCUAUUUCCCUGCCCACCCAGCCUCAAGGCAGGGUUUUGUCCCAGAUAGGGAGCCAGCAGUGCAUGGGCAGUCAGCUGUGGUUUCCUGCUCCUUGCCCCCGUCACAGUUUGCUGGGCUCUGGGCAAAGAGCAGCACUGGGGGCUCUGCUGUGCUGUGCUGUCUGGGGCAGCAGGAGGGCACUGUGCCUGUGACUGCCACCCUUGGGGCUGGCAGUGCCAGGGCAGAGCAGCUGGAAUCCAGGGCUGAACGCUCAGCCACGUCCUGCAGGGCACGGGGAGCCCAGGGCCACCACUCUGGGCCAGUGGGACGGUGACACACCAGCAGCACUCUGCCAGGCUCCAACCCAGAGGUCCCCUCUGGUGGCCAGGGACGUGAUCCCUGCCCCAGCUCCAUCUGCUCCCUCACUGCCAAAGGCAUGGUCCAACAGGCCUGCCAGUCCCCACCUCCUUAGCCUGAUGGUGCAAAGGUCCUGAGCCCAGGAGGGAGCCCCAGGGGCUGGCAGUGCAGCCCAGCUGUCCCUGGCUGCAGGAGCAUGAAGCCAUGCGGCAGAGGGGCACUCGAGGCCUUGACCCCCCUGUUCCCCAGUGCCUCCCAGUUCAACCCAGCUCCCAAGCACGUGGGGUGGAACCAAACCCCCAGAGAAGCCCCUGCUGCCCUGGGGGAGCCCUGGGAGCUGGGGAGCCCCAGGGGGCUGAGCCCAGUCCCUGUGUGUGUGUCCCCUGGUCGGUGUCCGUAGCAUGUCUUGCCGUGUACACCCGGGUGCUGUGGCCUUGCCUCCAAUAAAGAUGGUCAUGAACUCCUCA
Messenger RNA from Serinus canaria (Common canary), 5698 nucleotides. Its product is annotated as diacylglycerol kinase gamma. The coding region runs from base 533 to 3160 and encodes 875 amino acids. The record is from RefSeq and is a predicted model, not a curated record. Gene Ontology annotation, cellular component: plasma membrane. NCBI's taxonomy places the organism in Eukaryota, Metazoa, Chordata, Aves, Passeriformes, Fringillidae. Gene Ontology annotation, molecular function: ATP-dependent diacylglycerol kinase activity; calcium ion binding. The transcript has 25 exons. Gene Ontology annotation, biological process: lipid phosphorylation; intracellular signal transduction; diacylglycerol metabolic process.